This is a messenger RNA of Phodopus roborovskii (desert hamster), 1117 nucleotides long. RefSeq names its product transmembrane protein 276 (gene Tmem276). The record is from RefSeq and is a predicted model, not a curated record. The transcript has 2 exons. The coding region runs from base 239 to 817 and encodes 192 amino acids. NCBI's taxonomy places the organism in Eukaryota, Metazoa, Chordata, Mammalia, Rodentia, Cricetidae.
CGCUUGAGCGCCAAGAUUCCAAUCCCAUUCUCCUUCUCACUAAAUUAGUCUUUCUUCCCUGUAGAUGAGUCUAGUGACCGCAGAGCUCCAAAAAGUUUGGGACUGAAUCUAUUCUAAUGUCUACUCAAAGGUCUCUGGAACUUGAGAUACCUAAAGAACUGCACUAAGGACUCCAAGUCGCCAUCCUCUGUGCUUUCUUCUCUCCAAACUCCUCAAACUCAUUACUGUUCAAGGUGCCAUGGUCUCCAAAUCCAGGAGUGAAUGGAGUACCAUCCUGUCCCACCUGGUGCUGGCAGCAGUGUCUCUGCACGCAGCGGUGACCUCUGCACAGUCCAGUCGAGGAGCUGCUGCUGGCUUCCUGCUCCAGACCUUUGCUGCCAUCACUAUGUUGGUUCCGGGGCUGAACACACAUGAAGACUGUCUUGCUGGAGCUUGGGUUGCCACAGUCAUUGGUCUGCCUCUUCUGGCCUUCGAUUUUCACUGGGUGAAUGGGGACCGCUCUUCUGCCAACCUGCUUCUGGGAGGAGGCAUGGUGUUGGCAGUGGCUGGUGACCAUCUUGGCCCUGAAGGGUGCUCUGUGGCUGGGCAGGCUGUGCUGCUGGUGGUGUCAGUGACCAUCCUUAUUGUAGCUGUUUUCACAGCCAACACUUAUGGAAUUUGGGGAGGUGCCAUGCUGGGUGUGGCGGGUCUCCUGAGCCGUCUGGAAGAGGACAGGCUGCUGUUACUGCCAAAGGAGGAUGUCUGUCGUUGGGCCCUGACUGCAGGCAGUUGGGCCUAUUGUCGGGCUCUGCACACACAACGCCUGCAGUGGGAGUGAUGGUGGAACUUGACACAGCAAGGCAGGGCUUCUGUUCCAGGUACUACUUUCCUUCCUCUGGCCUACAUCUGGAGCCUCUCUCUUAGGGAUAGGCUUUUUUUUCUCUUGAAGUGAGCCUGCUGUAGAUGCACUAAUUGGGGGCAGAGCUUGGGUGCUAUCCCUUCUCUGGUCAUGCAUGUGUGGAAGCUUGCCCAAACCAGAAUACAACAGGUCUUCAGCACACUUGGGGCCUGAUUCUGGGAGGAGCAUGGUUGUAAGUCAGAGGCCAGAUUUCCAAUAAAAUUUAGGAAUAUACAGGAA